Molecule: messenger RNA, 1539 nt
Organism: Rotaria socialis
Lineage: Eukaryota; Metazoa; Rotifera; Eurotatoria; Philodinida; Philodinidae
Source: the annotation of a GenBank genome assembly
AUGACAAAUGAAACUGAAGAAGGUAAACCAAGAGUUCGUGGUGCAUCUUUCUCACUAGAACCAGUCGACGAGGAACCUGCAACUAAUACAACUAUCGCUGAAUUAGUUCAGAAUAGUACAUUGUUAAACCACCAUGCGUCUCCUCAUCCUCAUACAUCGAUAAAUAAAACUCAACAACGUAGCCGUCGUCGAAGUAGUGUAUCUAUUCUUCAAGCACUUGCUCAAGCUCAAUUACUUGCUACGCAUGAUGCUCGAAAACGAAAUUUUCUUGUUGGAUCUGGGCGACAAGUACCAGAGAAUGUUAUGAAUGAUAUUUCUUCGUGCUUUCCAAAUGGACGACUACUAACAAUAAUGGUAGCAACAUGGAAUACAGGCGAAGCAUCAGAAUUAUAUGAGCAGAAUUUUACACCGACAGCUCGUAACACAGCUAAACCAAAAGAACGUAUGCUUGAUGAUAUGUGUGAUAUAUUAUUGCCGACAUUUCUUGAUUAUGUUUCUGAUUUAAUCGUUAUUUGCACGCAAGAAACGUCUGUAACAAAAAAUAAAACCGAUUGGGAAGUUUUACUUCAAGAAGUAAUUGGCCCAGUUCAUGUGCUAUUUCAUUCGCUUCAAUUUGGUACUUUAUCAUUAUGUAUAUUUUUACGGCGAGAUCUGAUUUGGUAUUGUACUGAACCUGAAGAAGAUAUCAUCAAAUUUCGAGCUGUUGGUCCUUUUCGUACAAAAGCUUCAUUAGUUAUAACUUUUAAUCUUUUUGGUACCUCAUUUAUGAUAAUUAAUUCACAUUUUGAAGCUGGUGAAAAUCAAGAACAUCGAUUAAGCCGACAAUUAAACUUUCAAAAUACAUUAGGAAAAUUAUCUAUACCACAUGAGUUUGUUCAAAGAAGUCUUUUGCCAAGUCGAUCUCUGGCAAAUUUUCCAAUUGCAGAAAGUUUGAAGCACGUUGAUUCAACAACAUCACUUGAUUCUGCUCUAUCUACAGACGUAGAUGGCGCACAAGCAUGCGAUUGUCUCAUAUGGGCAGGUGAUAUGAAUUUUCGAGUUGAUAUGCCAAAUCAAGAAGUAUUAGCCCUUUGCGAAGAAAACAAUUACGCUGAGAUUUUACGGAAAGAUGAAUUCCGUAUGUUACAACAGAAAGCAGGUGAUCGGUAUUUUGGCUUUAAAGAAGCGGAGAUUACUUUUCCUCCGACAUAUAAGUUUGAUUUACACUGCCAUGACGAUACUUACGCUAAAAAUCGAACACCAUCUUAUACAGACCGUAUUAUCUAUCGUGAUAAACCAACAUCACAAAUUCAAUGUACACAAUAUCAAUCUGUUCAGAAUGUAAAACAUUCUGAUCAUAAACCUGUUGUUGCUCAUUUUAAUCUUAAACUUAAACCUGGUUUGCAUAAAGGAAAUCUAGCCUAUGGAAAAUUCGAUCAUGAAGUUUACAAGCGUGGUUGUGAACAACGUGAACGACAUCACUCAUUAGGUGUCGGCAUAGUAAAUGAUGCGAAACGUCGAACAGCUAAUUCUAAAAGUUCUGUUUGUGUUCUUCAAUGA